Mobula hypostoma (lesser devil ray) is the source of this 5901-nucleotide messenger RNA. RefSeq names its product gastrula zinc finger protein XlCGF26.1-like. The record is from RefSeq and is a predicted model, not a curated record. Gene Ontology annotation, biological process: regulation of transcription by RNA polymerase II. The coding region runs from base 1007 to 2794 and encodes 595 amino acids. Gene Ontology annotation, cellular component: nucleus. The transcript is spliced from 2 exons. Gene Ontology annotation, molecular function: DNA-binding transcription factor activity, RNA polymerase II-specific. NCBI's taxonomy places the organism in Eukaryota, Metazoa, Chordata, Chondrichthyes, Myliobatiformes, Myliobatidae.
CCCUAAGGAGGACCGGCAGCAGGUUAAAAAUGGCAGAAAAUUUGUGUAUGGGACCCUCAAACGCAACACUACUUCUGUUAUGCUGUCUCUGUCCAGAUACUUAAGGAGUGACCAGAUAUCUUCUUGGCAACACCGGGAUGAAUGUGUGUCUCAUCCCAGCUGGAAAUGUACUUUGUGUCUGAAAUGAACUUUUCUGUUGUAACUCAGUGUACCCCACUGGAACCGGGGUGUUCCAGCAUUUAUUCACUGGAGAUCAGUUUUCAACUGCAUUGAUUAUGCAAGGGAUUCAAAACGUCUGACACCUGACUUUCUGAAUUGCCAAAGAAUUGAUUGUAGUGAGAUAUCAUUCUCCUUCUCUCAGUGUGGGAAGGGAUUUACUAACAGCUUACCUGCAGCCACACAGUGAGUUCACAGUGGGAAACAGACCAUUCAGCUGCUCUGUAUGUGGGAGGGGAUCUACUCAGUCAUCCAGCCUGAAGAGACAUCGGCAGUUCACACAGUGGUGAGAUAUUCCACAUGUUCUGACUGCAGGAAGCAAUUUAUUCUGCAAAUGAUGCUAAAGAUAUAUCAGAAAAUUUACCAGUGAGAGACGUUGACCUGCUCAGACCGUGGUAAGAGAUUCAGUCACUCAUCCCAUUGUGGACACACCACUGAGUUCACCAGGGAGAGAGAUUGCUCAACUAUUCUGUAUGUGGGAAGAGCUUCACUCGGUCCUCUGAAUACCUGACACACGACUGAGUUCAUACUCAUUAGAAGCUUUACAUCUGCUGUGAAUGUGGGAAAACUUUCACUCAGACAUCUAACCUAUUGACUCAGCGAUCAGUUGACACUGAGGAAAGACCAUUCGCCUGCUCAGACUGUGAGAAGGGAUACACUCAGUCUUUUCAGCUAUUGGUACACCAGUGGGUUCAUACGUGAGAGAGGCCAUUUGCCUUUUUCUGUGUGUGCAAAACGAUACAUUUCAUAGUCUUUACUACUGGCACACCAGUUAGUUCAUACUAGGAAGAUGCCGUUAACCUGCUCAGACUGUGGGAAGGCUUUCACACACUUAUCCACGCUACAGAGACACCAGCGGGUUCACACUGGGGAGAAACCAUUCACCUGCUCUGAAUGUGGGAAGGGAUUCACUCAGAAAUCCAACCUUGUGUCACAUUACCGAGUUCACACUGGGGAGAGGCCGUUCACCUGCUCUGAAUGUGGGAUUGGUUUCUCUCAGUCAUGGCAACUGAAGGAACAUCAGCGAGUUCACACUGGAGAGAAACCGUUCAUCUGUUCAGAUUGUGGGAAGGAAUUCACACGGUCAUCAAAGUUGAAAGUACAUCAGCGAGUUCACACUGGGGAGAGGCCAUUCACCUGCUCAGACUGUGGGAAGGGAUUCACACAUUCAUCUACUCUACAGAGACACCAGCAAGUGCACACUGGGGAGAAACCAUUCACCUGCUCAGACUGUGGGAAGGCAUUCACAGACUCAUCCAUGCUUCAGAGACACCAGCGACUUCACACUGGGGAGAAACCAUUCACCUGCUCUGAAUGUGGGAAGGAAUUCACUCAGAAAUCCCACCUGCAGACACACCGGCGAGUUCACACUGGGGAGAAACCAUUCACCUGCUCUAAAUGUGGGAAGGGAUUCACUCAGUCAUCUACCCUUGUGUCACAUUACCGUGUUCACACUGGGGAGAGGCCGUUCACCUGCUCUAAAUGUGGGAUUGGAUUCUCUCAGUCAUGGCAACUGAAGGAACAUCGGCGAGUUCACACCGGAGAGAAACCAUUCACCUGUUCAGAUUGUGGGAAGGAAUUCACUCGGUCAUCAGAAUUGAAAGUACACCAGCGAGUUCACACUGGGGAGAAACCAUUCACCUGCUCAGACUGUGAGAAGGCAUUCACAGAUUCAUACACACUACAGCGACACCAGCGAGUUCACACUGGGGAGAAACCAUUCACCUGCUCUGAAUGUGGAAAGGGAUUCACUCAGUCAUCUACCCUUGUGUCACAUUACCGAGUUCACACUGGGGAGAGGCCGUUCACCUGCUCUGAAUGUGGGAAAGGAUUCACUCAGUCAUGUCACCUGAAUGAACAUCGGCGAGUUCACACUGGAGAGAAACCGUUCACCUGUUCAGAUUGUGGGAAGGAAUUCACUCGGUCAUCAGACUUGAAAGUACACCAGCGAGUUCACACUGGGGAGAAGUCAUUCACCUGCUCAGACUGUGGGAAGACCUUCACUCAUUCAUCGAACCUGCAGAAACACCAGUUGGUUCACACUGGGGAGAGGCCGUUCCUCUGCUCUGAAUGUGGAAAGGGAUUCACUCGGUCAUCUCACCUACUGAUACACCAGUUAGUUCACACUGGGGAGAGGCCAUUCACCUGCUCAGACUGUGGGAAGGGAUUCACACACUCAUCCACACUACAGAGACACCAGCGAGUUCACACUGGGGAGAGGCCAUUCACCUGCUCCGACUGUGGGAAGGGAUUCGCACAUUCAUUCACGCUACAGAGACACCAGAGCGUUCACACUGGGGAGAGGCCAUUCACCUGCUCCGACUGUGGGAAGGGAUUCGCUCAGUCAUCAGUCUUGAAAGUACAUCAGCGAGUUCACAGUGGGGAAAGGCCAUUCACCUGCUCAGACUGUGGGAAACAAUACACUCGGUCAUCUCAACUCAAGGAACAUAAGCAAAUUCACACUGGGGAGAGGCUGUUCACCUGCUCAGACUGUGGGAAGGGAUUCACUCAGUCAUCCCACCUGCGGACACACCAGCGAUUUCACACUGGGGAGAAGCCAUUCGCCUGUUCUGUGUGAGAAUGGAUUCACUCAGUUAAUGCAACUGAGAAGGACACCAGUCAGUUCAGAUGGGGAGAAGCCAUUCACUUGCUCUGAAUGUGAGAAGGGAUUCACUCAGUUAUCCCACCUGCAGACACACCAGUGAGUACACACAGAGAAGAGGCCAUUCACCUGUUCUAUAUGGGAAGCGAUUCACUCAAUGAUGCAAAUUACAGGCACAGCAAUCAGUUCACACUGGGGAGAGGCCAAUCACCUGCUCAGACUGUGGGAAGGGAUUCACUCAGUCAUCUCAUCUGAAGGAACAUCAGCAAAUUCACACUGGGGAGAGGCUAUUCAACUGCUCUGAAUGUAGGAAGGGAUUCACUCAAUCAGUCCACUUGGAGACACAACAGUGAAUACACACUGGAAUAGUUUCUGAACAUGGGAAGGGAUUCACUUAGUCAUCCACAAUUGUGGUGCAUUACUGAGUUCACACUGGGGAAAAUGUUUACAUAAGCUACAUGCUGGAUAUUUAAUCAUCACAGUUAGUGACUCCAGAGACAAGUUCAAAAGUGAUUUAUUGAUGACCUCUGCAAUUAUUACUGCUGCUCAUCAUACCCAGUGCUGCACCCCAGUCACAGGGCAGGAGAGCACUUUCUUCAACUGAUGCUCACCUUUUAUGGGACUGGACUUUAGUAUUCUGGAUCUGUGAGAAAUAAAUCAGUUCUAUUUUAAACUCUGUCUCAGGUGCCUACUGAAUUUACAACACAUCCAGUACACAGUAGGGAGUCAACUUAGCACAGCUGAUCCCUGUCAGUGUUUCUAUUCCACAACAAUCCUUUUAAAUCCAUUCCUGCGUUCACCUCUUGCUCUCCCUGUGGUGAUGGGUUGGAAACAGUCACCUCUGUGGGUGAAGAGGAAUCUCUUGAAUUUCCUGCAUCACUUUCUGCAAGCUGAAGAAGACAAGCUGACUGCAGUUAUGUCUGACCUGGGUUUUAUCCCUCAAAUCUCUCAGCCAAGUAUAAGUGACUUGGAAGUAAACCUCCUUAUUCCCUGUCGAAGUUGUGGGUCAUUUUCACUGCUUCUGAAUGGUUGUGUGCCACAGGCUGGGUUGUUAAAAUACAUCACUCUCCUGCAAAGUCAGAAAGCUGAAUGUGGACAACAAGUUGGAUGUUCACUGGAGCAGGUCAGAAACCAGAGAUGUUAGGGCUCUGAGCAGUGUUAAGGGUAAGAGCACACGAGGAGCAGGGAAACAGAGUCGGGGGGGGGGAGGAUGGGCUGUGGCAACAAAUGACAAAUAGCAAUAUUUGGCAGUUGAUUGAAUAAAAAGGUUGAUUUUGUCUGGUUGAAACACUGCCUGUUGAUAAUGAGUUUAUUACUUGUGGGUACUUGCUGAAUUCUCAUAAAAAUGUUGACUAGAUUGUUGCUAUUUGGCAAAAGGGAGGCAAUGAUUGUAAACACUUUCACUGGCACUAUUCUUACCCAGAAAUCUCUGAGCUUCACAGCGUACUUCUAGUGUGAAUCAAGUGCACAGGUGCUGAGAGUAUGUUGGAUCCGACUGUUUAAUUUUAAUUCUCAUUUUCUUUACAAUUUAACCAUUCAUUAUCUGCUUGUAUUUUAAGUAGUGUUCAGAAACAUAGAAAAUCUACAGCACAACACAGGCUCUUCAGCCCAUAAAGCUGUGCUGAACAUGUCUUUACCUUAGAAAUUACCUAGGGUUACCCGUAGCCCUUGGUUUUUCUAAGCUCCACGUACCUAUCCAGGAGUCUCUUAAAAAACCCUAUUGUAUCUGCCUCCACCACUGUCGCUGGCAGCCCAUUACACACACUCAGCGUAAAAAACUUACCUCUGACAUCUCCUCUGUACCUACUUCCAAGUACCUUAAAAUUGUGUUCUCUCAUGCUAACCAUUUUAGCCCUGGGAAAAAGCCUCUGACUAUCCACACGAUCAAUAGCUCUCAUCAUCUUAUACACCUAUAUCAGGUCAUGUUGCUCCAAGGAGAAAAGGCCAAAUUCACUCAACCUAUUUUAAUAAGACAUGUUCCCCAAUCCAGGCAACAUCCUUGUAAAUUUCCUCUGCACCCUUUCUAUGGUUUCCACAGCCUUCCUGUGGUGAGGUGACCAGAACUGAGCACAGUACUCCAAGUGGGGUCUGCCCAGGGUCCAAUAUAGCUGCAACAUUACCUUUCAGCUCCUAAACUCAAUCCCAAGAUUGAUGAAGGCCAAUGCACCAUAUGCCUUCUUAACCACAGAGUCAACUUGCGCAGCAGCUUUGAGUGUGCUAUGGACUUGGACCCCAAGAUCCCUCUGAUCCUCCACACUGCUAAGAGUCUUACCAUUAAUACUAUAUUCUGCCAUCAUAUUUGACCUACCAAAAUGAACCACUUCACAUUUAACUGGGUUGAACUCCAUCUGCCACUUCUCAGCCCAAUUUUACAUCCUAUCAAUGUCCCACUGCAACCUUCGACAGCCCUCCACACUAUCCACAACCUUUGUGUCAUCAGCAAAUUUACUAACCCAUCCCUCCACUUCCUCAUCCAGGUCGUUUAUAAAAAUCAGGAAGAGUAAGGGUCCCAGAACAGAUCCCUGAGGCACACCACUGGUCACCAAUCUUCAUGCAGAAUAUGACCCGUUUACCACCACUCUUUGCCUUCUGUGGGCAGACCAUUUCUGGAUCCACAAAGCAAUGUCCCCUUGGAUCCCAUACUCCCUUACUUUCUCAAUAAAACCUUGCAUGGGGUACGUUAUCAAAUGCCUUAGUGAAAUCCAUAUACACUACAUCUACUGCUCUACCUUCGUCAAUGUGUUUAGUCACACCCUCAAAAAAUUCAAUCAGGCUCAUAAGGUACGACCUGCCUUUGACAAAGCCAUGUUUAUAUGCAUAACAGUGUAAUAUAAAAGUAUAAUUCUGGAGCUUUUUUGUACUUCAUUAAGUGACUGAGGGUUUUCUGAUAGGUUGAUUUUAAUGCAAUAUUCACUAAGUAUUUUCUAAUUGGAUUAUUGUUAUGUAUAGAUUUGAAAGGAAUUUUUCUUCUGAGUAUAAAAGUAGGUGUUUUAUGGUGGGUGCCAUAUCUUUAAUUUCUCUCUUCAAGUAGUGGAUCUUGUCACUGCUCCUUUCCUGUUCCAUCAACUUUUAAUAAAACUAUC